UGCAGUAUGUGCAGAUGAACUAUAACGAGAAAGGCAUCUUCAAAGGUGUUGCUACCAUUGCUUUCAAGUCUUCAAAGAAUGCUGUCAAGGCCAUUGAGAAGUACAACAAUGCCCCUAUUGAUGGUGGCGCCAGCAAGUUGAAGUUGGAAUUAGUCAUCGACCCAAGUAAGAAGCCAUUGACGGCUAGAAUUACUGCUAACGUUGCACCAACAAAGGAGCAACCUGACCAGAAGAAGAAGCAGCUUCAGGAAAAGAAGAAACUUCUUCAACAGAAGAGAAAGGAGUUGGUUCAAGCAAAGGCGGUCAAGACAGCCAAGAGCGCUAAGCAAGAGAAGAAAACUAAGCAAAAGCAAGCUAAGCCAGAGCCCAAAACUGCAGAGCAGUUGGACCAGGAGAUGGCAGACUACUUUAACAACUAGUUGAUAUCUAUUCUUUUAGGUGUACGUAAUUUUUUGAAUGGCUGUGUUAAGCUUGCCGAUUAUGACAUUAAUAUUCAAUUUUCAUCAUUUG
Metschnikowia bicuspidata var. bicuspidata NRRL YB-4993 is the source of this 510-nucleotide messenger RNA. Its product is annotated as RNA-binding protein. Gene Ontology annotation, cellular component: nucleus. Gene Ontology annotation, molecular function: mRNA binding. NCBI's taxonomy places the organism in Eukaryota, Fungi, Ascomycota, Pichiomycetes, Serinales, Metschnikowiaceae. The record is from RefSeq and is a predicted model, not a curated record. Bases 15 to 419 code for a protein of 134 amino acids. Gene Ontology annotation, biological process: mRNA export from nucleus. The transcript has a single exon.